Messenger RNA from Oldenlandia corymbosa var. corymbosa, 2154 nucleotides. The record is from the annotation of a GenBank genome assembly. Lineage: Eukaryota; Viridiplantae; Streptophyta; Magnoliopsida; Gentianales; Rubiaceae.
AUCCAUACAUAAGUUAAUCAAAAUCUUUUACAAAUCACCAUGUUCUAGAGUCAUCAAGACCAUUCAUGAUCCAACACAAAUCUUAUAUCAUAAGCAAAGAGUACGCGUAAACUGGUCUUUCGAUUGAGUUUGACUCGAAUUCUUCGAAUCUCUCCGAACUUCCAUAAAUAAACAAAGCUCCCUCCAAUUUUCAGCAAUUAGCGAUACAAAGAACCGAAUAUUCCAAUUCCAACUUUACAACAAAGUGAAAAAAAGCUUUCCCCUUUUUGUUUUAAUCUUUGAUUCCUGCUAUCUAUAAGCAAUGAGUCAUCAUUCGUCCGGUAACGGUGAAAACCAUCCCCCGCAGCAGCAGCCAUCGCCGCCACCUCCAACGGCGGCGGAGCAGCAGCCAGGUGAUCAGGAUCCGGCCAAGUGGGGCACACACAUAAUGGGUCAGCCCGCAUCACCGAAUAGUCAUCCAGACAAUCAAAGGGCUGCCUCUUGGAGGGCUGAAGAUCAGCAGCAGAGGUUCAAUCAGCAACACCCUUAUGUUGUUUUCUCCCCUGUUGAGAAGCCCAGUGAUAGCCCUUUUGAAUCCGUUGUUCAUAUGUUCAAUAACUGGAGUAAUCGAGCUGAGACUGUGGCUAGGAACAUUUGGCAUAAUCUGAGUACAGGGCCAUCAGUUUCAGGAGCUGCCUGGGGAAAACUUAAUUUGACAGCAAAAGCCUUGACGGAAGGGGGUUUUGAGUCUCUUUUCAGGCAGAUUUUUGCAACAGAUCCCAAUGAAAGGUUGAAGAAGACCUUUGCUUGUUACCUUUCUACUACAACAGGUCCUGUUGCUGGAACUCUUUAUCUGUCUACUGUUAGAGUGGGCUUCUGCAGUGACCGUCCCUUGUCAUUCAGAGCUCCAUCUGGACAAGAGACUUGGAGUUACUACAAGGUUUCGGUUCCUUUGGCAAACAUUGCAAAUGUGAACCCUGUAGUCAUGAAGGAUAAUCCGCCGGAGAAAUACAUACAACUUGUGACCGUUGAUGGACACGAUUUCUGGUUUACGGGAUUCGUGAAUUUUGAGAAAGCGUCUCAUCACCUCUUGGAAAGUGUCUCGAAUUCCAGAGCCCAUGGAAAUGCUUCACAACGGACUGUUGCUGGCAGCUGAGUUCAUCUGAUAUCCGUUGGGACGUGGGGAUUGUAUGCUUGUACAGUUAUUGUUAAUGAUGUCUGUUUAGAGUGUGUUUGAGUUGAUGAUGUUGUAAAACAAUAAUGCUAGUUAUUGUAUAUUCUAGCUGAACUUCUUUGUUUUUGGAGUACCGAAAUAAGCGUUGAAUGUUCCUAGUCUUUUCUGUUUUCCGUUAUUUCAAAUUUGAGAAAUUUGGUUAGUGAUUAUUAGAAAGUGAUGGUAUUAGAAAAAGUGGGUGUGAAGGAACAAACCUUAAUCUCAAAAUUAGGUAGAUAGUUGAUAAUGACCGUAUUAUGUUUUCAACCAAUUAUAAAAUAUGCAGUUCUAAUGCAAUUCACUUCGCUAUCGUACUGCCAUUGUCACUAGUGUCGCCUACAUUGCCACUGCCAUUGUCACCAACGCUAGCUUUGCCAAGGCACUGACAUGGUUACUAGCUUCACCAACAACAUCGCCACUGCCAUUCUGACUAGCUUCGCCAACUUCGCCUCUGCCAUUGUUACUAGCUUCGCCAACUUCGCCACUGCCAUAGUCACUAGCAUCCCCAACACUGCAACUGCCAUUGUCACCAGCUUUGCACACAUCGCCACUGCCACUGUCACUAUCUUCGCUAUCAUUGCUACCAUGUUGAUGGCUGAUUUCCAGAAUGUCACUCUUCUUCAAAAUGAACUUGUAAGUGUAACAUUGAUAAUUAAGGGGGAACUUCUUGUUGCUUUGGAUAUUGCCUCCUCUCUUGUUAUGGUACCCUGGAUAUUUUCCUUGUAUGAACUCAACCUUCUCUUUCAGGCUUAAAACCCUCGUUUAUUGCAAGCUUCUCAACCUCCCAUGUGUUGUAAGGCUCGUCAUCCCUUGUUGUGACAUGAAUUUCUCCUCCUCCUUGCAGCAAUUGUUUUGCAGUUUUGAAGUAUGCACUCACCAAAUUUUUGUGCUUUCUGCAAUUUUUUUCUCCAUCCCAUUAACUUGUUGAAACCUCGCCCAAAAUAAUGUAAAUUAAACAGGUC